Drosophila ficusphila is the source of this 2116-nucleotide messenger RNA. RefSeq names its product fork head domain-containing protein FD4 (gene fd96Ca). Gene Ontology annotation, molecular function: DNA-binding transcription factor activity, RNA polymerase II-specific; RNA polymerase II cis-regulatory region sequence-specific DNA binding. The transcript has a single exon. The record is from RefSeq and is a predicted model, not a curated record. NCBI's taxonomy places the organism in Eukaryota, Metazoa, Arthropoda, Insecta, Diptera, Drosophilidae. Gene Ontology annotation, biological process: cell differentiation; anatomical structure morphogenesis; regulation of transcription by RNA polymerase II. Bases 716 to 1828 code for a protein of 370 amino acids.
CGGCACGUCGUCUGCCAGUCUGCUGAAACAGUAAUUUUUUGUGUGCCGUGUUCUUCGUUUGUUGUCGUUUGUUUUGUUCCCGCUCUAUCGCUAUCUUCGCCCCAAAGUUCGCUCCUCGGUUGCCGCCGUUGCCGUCGCAGUCGCAGUCACUCACUCACUCGACUCGAUUCGAUUCCUACUCGUACUCGUACUCAUACUCGUACUCAUACUCGUACUCGUACUGGUAGUCGUACUCACAGCUCACAGCUCACAGGCAGGCGGCUUUGGAUGGUAAUUUGGCGAGGGGAAAACCUCACCUCGGAGUGAGAGUGCUUUUCCAUCCAGGCCAGUUAGCCAGGCUAACUAAAGCCAGUGUCGUCGCCGGAGCUUAUAACGAGCGUAGUUCUUGCGCAGAGUUUAUUGCCGACAGUUGGCGCGAUCUUGUUUGCCGUCGCUUCGCUAUCUCGGCCAAAUCGUCAUGUCGUAUCGCCACCGCUGGCCCAAAGGGUGUUCGACUGCAGUAGUUCCUCCUGUUCCAGCGACGGCAUACGGAACGCUUCCCAAAUACUCCUCCGCAUGCAGGAAACUCCUAUAGGAUACAGUUCCACUUACACACCUUAAAAGAAAUAUAAAUAUUAUUACGUGCUUAAAAAUAAAUAGAGUGAAAAUUUUAAGAAGAGACCCCCAACAAAUAUGUAACACUGUGAUGUGUUAGAAAAGCGAACAUUUCGUAAUAAUGCCCCGGCCCUCGCGAGAAUCCUACGGCGAACAGAAGCCCCCGUACUCGUACAUUUCGCUGACGGCCAUGGCCAUCUGGAGUUCGCCGGAGAAGAUGCUGCCGCUGAGCGACAUCUACAAGUUCAUCACGGACCGCUUUCCGUACUACCGCAAGAACACCCAGCGCUGGCAGAAUUCGCUGAGGCACAACCUCAGCUUCAACGACUGCUUCAUCAAGGUUCCCCGUCGGCCGGACAGACCGGGAAAAGGAGCCUACUGGGCCCUCCAUCCGCAGGCCUUCGAUAUGUUCGAGAACGGCAGCCUGCUCCGGCGGAGAAAGCGCUUCAAGCUGCACAAGAACGACAAGGAUCUGCUGAACGAGGAACUCACUGCCCUGGCGAAUCUGAACAGGUUCUUCUUCACCACGCGGAACGGAGGCAGUGCAUCGCACAUGGCGCCGCUGGAGAUGAACGGCGGCGCGAUGCGAUUGGAUCCGCUUCCAAGGACCACGAACCACAUGCCCAACUCCCUUGGCCAAGGAGUGCCGCUCCCGCACGCGAUACCCAGCUCCAUGUCCAGUGCGGAGCACACGAACCUCUCGGACAUCGGCCUGUCCAACCUGCCCGCGCUAACCAGCUCCGACAUCGAAGGUCCACUGAGCCUGCGACCCAAGCGAUCCUUCACGAUAGAGAGCCUGAUCACGCCGGACAAGCCGGAGCAUCACUCCGAGGACGAGGACGACGAGGACGACCGCGUGGACAUCGAUGUGGUGGAGUGCAGCGGCAUCACCCGCUACCCCACGACGCCCGUCUCCGAGGAGUAUCUGCCCGCCGGUCGUUCCGUCCGGACGGAGGAUCCCCUGCCGCCGAUGCACACGAUAAACCCCGGCGCGCACGUGCCCUUCCUCCAUUACGCGACGGGUGCCAAUGUGGCGGGACUCCCGCCCGCGGGGAUACCCAGCAGCCCCACCACCUACGAGCUGGCCAUCUCGCAUCCGCUCUUCAUGAUGGCGGCGCCCAUUGCCAACAUGCACAACAUCUACUACAAUAACGUGACCCUCGUCGCCCCGGCGCAGCAAUAUCGGACUCCCGAGGUCCAGAAUAGAAUAGACAACGACAUGCGUACGAUAUAACAUAGAUAAGUCGCGGAACAGGAAGACAGGACAGGACACCUAUGUAAAGCAUUAUUUACGAUCGGUAUAUGUACGUGUACACCUAUGUAUAUCCAUCCAAACGUAGUUCCUUUCGCAUUAAGGUUAAUUGUAAUAGGACCAAAACAUAUGGUAUACUUUCUUAGGCGUAGAGGCAUGUAAAUAAAGGCUUGUUAUACGAAUUUGAAUAGCUUGUAUUGCAUACCCGUACUAGUAAAUUAUUUAUUUUAUUUGUAUCAAACCUAGUGCAUAAAUCGAUCAUUUUGUGAA